Messenger RNA from Sus scrofa (pig), 2106 nucleotides. RefSeq names its product MSS51 mitochondrial translational activator (gene MSS51). NCBI's taxonomy places the organism in Eukaryota, Metazoa, Chordata, Mammalia, Artiodactyla, Suidae. The record is from RefSeq and is a predicted model, not a curated record.
CCAGCAUUUCAGCAGUUUGCGAAGGAAAGUGAUAUGAAGGGACAGCUGCAAGUUAGCCACAAGCUAGAUUUGAAGAGAUCAAGCAUUUAUUUCACUUGGAAGAAAGAGAGAAGGAAGGAAGCUGAGGGCUUAGCAGGUCUACAGGUAUUGUUGGACAGGCCAUGGCUCCACGGUCCCGGCGACGAAGGCACAAGAAACCCCCUUCAUCAGUGGCUCCCGUGGUCGUGACUCCACCUGCCAUUGUGACCCCUAUGCCUCUGGCCCGCUCAGAACCUGGCCCUAGCAUUGAUAUGCUUGGCUUCUUCUCCUUGGAGGAUAAUGUUCCUGGCCUAUCCCAUCUGAUCCUUCAAAAGCUGAACAUGAAAAGCUAUGAAGAAUACAAGUUGGUGCUAGAUGGGGGUACUCCUGUAUCAGGGUUCGGAUAUCGCUGCCUUCAAGAAAUGUUCCAGAAGAUGGAGGACACAUUCCGAUUCUGUGCCCACUGUAGAGCACUCCCUAGUGGCCUCUCAGACUCCAAGGUCCUCCGGCACUGCAAAAGGUGCAGAAAUGUCUAUUACUGUGGUCCAGAAUGCCAGAGGUCAGACUGGCCAGCACACAGGAAGGUUUGUCAAGAGCUGCGUCUUGUCGCUGUGGACCGUUUCAUGGAAUGGCUUCUGGUCACAGGUGAUUUUGUCCCACCCUCAGGACCUUGGUCAUGGCCGACUGAAGUUGUCCAGGGCUGGGACACCUGGUUUUCUAUGCGAUGUUUGCAGCUAGAUGCUACACUGGAUGCUGUGCUUAGUAGUCAGGCCAUGACCACCUUGUGGGCCAAUGUCGGACGGCCAAGGCCAGACCCAGGUGUCCUGCAGGGCUCUUUGAAGCGGUUGCUGACAGAUGCCUUGUCCCGGCCCUUGACACUGGGCUUUGGGCUUCGGGCCUUGGGGAUAAACGUUGGGAAGGUCGGGGGAAGCACAGUGCAUGUGAUUGGCGCUUCCCAUGCAGAGACAUUCCUCACUCGCCCCGGGGACUAUGAUGAGCUUGGCUACAUGUUUCCUGGGCACCUUGGCUUCCACAUAAUCAUGGUGGGUGUGGAUGUAGCUGCUGACUUUUCACAGAGCCCCUCCGCUUCACUCCCAGAACCUGGCACAAUUCAGCUUAGUAGCCACAGGGGCCUCUAUCAUGACUUCUGGGAGGAGCAGGUAGAGACUGGGAAGAUACCUCAUCCAGAUUUGGUGGUGGCAUUCCAUCCAGGUUUCCAUGCUUCUGCGGACUUGAUGGAGGCUUGGCUGCCCACUCUCCUGCUACUUCGUGAUUAUGAGAUCCCUACAAUGAUUACUGUUUACAGCCAUCAGGAGUUGGCAGCCUCUUUGCAGAUCCUGGCGGACCUGGAUACACACAUCACAGCCUAUGGAGCGAACCCUUUCGCCUCCCUCAAACCUGAACAGGUGUACUCCAACCCCAACAAGCAGCCAGUAUAUUGCAGCACUUACUAUAUUAUGUUUCUCGGAAGCUCCUGCCAGCUGGAUAAGAGGCAAUUGGAAGAGAAAGUAGAUGACGGGGUAUAAAUAGCUGUGCCAGAUCCUGACUGGAUGUCUAGAAAAUGGAGAGGUUGUGAUGAAAUGACAUGUUGAUGCCAGGUUAUUACCGACUUUAAAACCCGCUAAAUCCUAAACCUAAUACACUUGUCUAGGUAGAUUCUAAACUGAACGGGAGCUCCUCUAUGAUAUGACUCAUUUCUAAGAGGUUAGCCACACGUAGCUUCUAGAGACAGGAUUCUUGAUUUAGUGUGUGGCAAAAGGCCCUAGUAUCAGUCUUUAGAGCCUAAAGUUCCUAACAGAUUCCUUUGUGAGAAAGUUAUACUUUCUGACUUGAACCACAUGGCACGAAGGAGAAGAAUGGCACCUUAUUCUUCCAAAGAAAAAAUUUUCUUAUAUGGCAAUUUGAGCUCAAAAAUAUAGAGGUAUUAAUGACUUGAAGUGGUGGAAGAAUGAGUAAGUCAGAAAAGUGGUUGGGAUCAUGAGGGAGGUUGUGAGGAUUGCUACCUUGUUCUAUCUUCUGACAUUACUUGCAUAUACUGAAGUUUGUUAUCACCUGGUCUAUACCACAAUAAACUCUGUUUGGAGCUGC